AUGAUCUUCACUGCUGAGGAUCGUGUACUCUUGGCAGCACUGAGAAUGAAGCAGAGAGCAGUAGGUGAUGUGUCUGAGGGGGCAUCUACUACUCUCUCUGGAGGGGACUAUGCUAAUUACGCCCUUCGCGCACACCAAGACGAGGGACUAGGCACUGUUACUGUAGGUACCUCUGGUUCCUUCCCCCUCCUACUAAAUGGGCAUCCUUCAAAUAAGCUCCCCAUCUCUCUCUUCCCCAAAACUAGCUCCAAAACAAGCCUCCACCAAACUCACCAAAUUUCUUCACUCCAACAACCAAAUCAGCCUCCUCUCAAGAGGAAGAGGACUCAAUGCGCCACCGCCAGCAGCCCGCCGGAGGCUGCAGAGGUUGAAGAACCACCCUCCAUCGGUUUUGCAUUUGUCGGUUCAAGAUUGCUUCCUGAUGGAACGCCGGAUAUAGCAAUGCGAUCAGCGUGCGGGGGCCAGAAACUGAGGGAUAUAAUGCUGGAUUCCCACAUUGAUUUAUACGGCCCUUACGCGAAGCCGCUAUCUAAUUGUGCAGGUGGCGGUACAUGUGGUACAUGUCUGGUUGAGGUUGUUGAAGGGAAGGAGCUUCUUAGUCCGCGUACUGAUAUAGAAAAGGAGCAACUCAAAAGGAAACCCAAGACAUGGAGACUAGCGUGUCAAACUACGGUUGGUAACAAAGACUCAAGAGGGGAGGUUGUGAUUCAACAACUCCCAGAAUGGAAAUCACAUGAUUGGGAGUGAUAUUGGAAGAAGAAAACCUUAUUGUAAUGCCUAUUUCUACAUUAAAUGUAAAUUGAAAGGAAGAAAGUCAAACGUUAAAAAUGGACCACAUACUUUUGUUGAGUG
Messenger RNA from Asparagus officinalis (garden asparagus), 852 nucleotides. RefSeq names its product photosynthetic NDH subunit of subcomplex B 3, chloroplastic. Gene Ontology annotation, biological process: P450-containing electron transport chain. Gene Ontology annotation, molecular function: 2 iron, 2 sulfur cluster binding. The transcript is spliced from 7 exons. The record is from RefSeq and is a predicted model, not a curated record. NCBI's taxonomy places the organism in Eukaryota, Viridiplantae, Streptophyta, Magnoliopsida, Asparagales, Asparagaceae. Gene Ontology annotation, cellular component: chloroplast thylakoid membrane. Bases 1 to 747 code for a protein of 248 amino acids.